GCCAUUCUACAUAAUUAAGAUUUCUCGGUGGUCGUAUCUUUUGGAAGGAGGACCGUUCACAUCAAAUGCCCAUGAAGGCGGCUAUUCAAAAAAAUCCUCCACCAGCCUCCACAGGGUCUGUGUGCAUAUCACAAGAUCAUCUAGUCCACUCCCAAAGUUGCAAAGCUGCAGCAAUGUUGAAUCCCUUUAUUAAAUUUUUUCAAACAAGUGCCAAGUUUCAUAUCUAGAGAAAGCACGUUCCUGGAAGCAGAAAGCGCGAUGGCUACACUUUGUGAAGCUUAGGUUGAGGCGCUGCUCGCAAUGUUCCCACCAAGAUAACCCAUAAGGCGGUAAGACGUUUUAUGCCUAGAUCGGCCAUGUUACAGUGGCGGACAAAUUACUCAACUCCCCGCCAAUCGUAUCUGCUGCCCGCCUUCUUGUCACUGUCGUUAGCCUCUUGCUUUUCCGCUCGUCAAGCUAACUUGCUAGAAGAUGCCUGUACGUGUUUAUUUUUUUACUGUAAUGCUUAAUAAAUACCCACGAUACACUACCACCUAGAUGUACCGUCGGUAUCAACCAGUAUGC
This is a messenger RNA of Umbelopsis ramanniana AG, 564 nucleotides long. RefSeq lists its product as uncharacterized. NCBI's taxonomy places the organism in Eukaryota, Fungi, Mucoromycota, Umbelopsidomycetes, Umbelopsidales, Umbelopsidaceae. The transcript has a single exon. The record is from RefSeq and is a predicted model, not a curated record. The coding region runs from base 342 to 509 and encodes 55 amino acids.